AUGGAUCGUCAAACCUAUAACAUCGGGAUAAUACUAUCAACGCCUGUUCACGUCGAUUUGGCCGCUGGAUACUUUGAUCAGAUACAUGAAAAUUAUUCCUCUACCUCGUUGAGCGUGACUUACAGCACUGGCCGAGUUGGUGAACACAACGUCGUCGUUGUUGCUGCAAAUAAAAGCCCCGCUAGCAAAACUCGAAACACCCAAGAAAUCUUAGAUGAUUUGCUCAAGAGAUUUCCGUCCGUUCGUGCGUGCUUCUUGGCAAGCGUUGAUGCAGUAGCAUCCCAAAGAGGCCGUUGCGUAGUAGGCGACGUCGUGGUCGGGAUUCGGCCCAACCGACGAAAUGGUGUCAUUCACUUCGAUGCCAAGAAAUCAACACUCCAAAGGCGUCUUGUUGCUACACGGGAAAUGAAGCACGUACCUGGGGUUUUGGCCGCCGCUGUUGAGGAAUUACUUGACUUGAAGAAGCAAGAUUACCGGCAGCGAGACUCUGUUAACAGCAGCAUACAGCCUCAAUUCAAAAGUUUCCGCGGAGUAAUAGCGUCUUCAUCAACCCGUCUAGCCGACGAGGGCCUGGUCGAUCGUAUAAAAACAGAGAAUGGUGUCUUGUGCUUUGAAACGGCGGCUGCACAUUUCAGAAAUGAAUCUCUUGUCGUUGUGGCUGGUAUUGCAAGACAAACGGGUAGCAGUCAGAUCUUGCCAAGCGGAGAUGUCUGCGAGAAUGUUCUUGCGUAUCUGAACAGCCUCAUCUUACGGCAAGAAAAAGAGACUGCUAGCGAACGCACCACGCAUGCGAACCAGGACAUCAUACCGUACGAUGCUCUGUCAUAUUGUUGGGGAGAUAGUACAAGACUAUGCCAGCCGAUUCAUGUGGACGGAAAAAUACUAUUCGUCACCGAAAAGCUUCUCGAGGCUCUCAACUACUUGAGGCGCGAGUAUGAAGACCGCAUAGUAUGGGUUGACGCUAUCUGCAUUGAUCAGAGCAACGUCCAAGAACGCGGACAUCAAGUCGGAUGGAUGGGGAACCUUUAUGCGCAUGCCGACCGCGUUUUGUGUUGGCUAGGACAUGUUCAACAUAACGUUGUCCACUUGUUUUCCCUGCUUGACACAUAUCGACGUCGGGUUCCACAGGAAGCAUGGACAGAAUGGCCACUUGAUGAUGAGAGGUGGUCACAAUUGUGGAUCUCAACGCAGGCAGAGUACGAGCUACCAGGCUGUGACUCUUCGACUCUCAUCGCUUAUUUAAUGGCGAAUGAGUGGUUUCGUCGAGUUUGGAUCUUACAGGAGGUUCGGAAUGCAUACAAGGCUUCAAUUGGCUGCACUGCGGGUUGGAUUGACGCGAAGGUGUUUGCCAUCUCGAUUUCUCUCACUGGAAUCAAGCUGGACAGCCAGGUUCGUCGCCAUUCUUGUACUCCAACGAAGAUGGCACAGUUACAGGAGAUGAUCCCGAAACUCGCGGCCAUCGCGUUGGAGAGACUAGUUUUCUCCGGCGCAGGACCCGCGGAAGUGCAGACUCUCGUUCAGAGACAGAACUCAACGAUCUGGCUCUCAGAAGCCUUCAUCACCUACGCAUGGUGUACGCAAAAAGGUCUAUUUGACUACUUCCGCUCUAAACCUGUAUUUCGUGAAGAUCCUCAUAGCCAACUUACUGCAGAAUCGCCAUACUGGCGAGCACCUGAGGAAAAACAACCAGAAGGCGGAUAUCUGAAGCAGACUCUGCAGGGGAACAGCAUUGAGAGACCCCUUUAUCGGGAUGAUGAGAAGAUCCUGAGAGAGAACGAUGCGGCCAUUGCUCUGUUGUCUUCACAACCUAUUGGAGAAAAUCGACACAUCUACGUCACUGGAGAGUUCGUUGAUCAUGUAGCGCUUCAGGGCCCUGAUUCUUUCGAGUUGUUGCUUAGCAGCCGGGGAAGAGAAGUGGAGGUGACUCGGAAUGUGGUGCAGAGUUUGUCCCAGUGUGGUGCUGAUGUGGUUCAAAUGGUCCUUCGUCACCCUCAAGUUAAGAUUACGGAAGCAAUUACGAAUGAAACACUGCGCCAAGGCUUAGAGGCUACCAAAGCCUUGCUGGACAAACGUGGUAACGAAAUCCAGAUCACUGAAGAAGUUAUUAAGGAGGCAGCGAUAUAUUCUGAGUCAAGCAGCGAGAUGGCGAGGUUGUUGCUGAGUGAGAACGCAAACGUCAUUAUUACCAGGAGUUUACUUGCCGCCGUGGACCGGUGGUUCGGUGAAAAGGUAAUGGAAUCCUUGAUCAAAGAGAAGGGCUUACGGAUUGAGGUAACAAGCCAAGUUCUCCGAGCUAUCAGAUGGGCAGGAGGAGAUGUGGGGAUGAUCGAGGGGGUGCUCGGCAGCACAGCCCGAGCGACGGAAGACCUUGUCAACCUUCUAGCCUGGGCAUAUGAAGGAGGAUUCAUGCGGCUUCUGUUUGACAGACAAGUUGGAGCGGUCACAGUCACAGAAGAGACCGUUAGAUGUGCUGCGCACAAUCGUGUAGGAGGGUAUAUGCUCGAGCUACUUCUGAAUCAACAACCGUCGGGGUACAAGAUCACUGAAGAGGUUAUCAUAGCUGCUGCAGGAAACCCCGAUUUUGGAAGAGAAAUGAUAAGGCUUCUCCUUAUUCAACGCUGGAACGAAGUUGUCGUGACAGAGAGGGUUAUAGCGGCUGCGAAGAGGAAUGAAAACGUAUCUGAGGGGAAGGCUAUCAUAGAGCUUCUUCAUAGUAGGCAAAAGCAAGAUCGUGGAAUAUUGUCUCGGAAGAGGGAUUUCUUUCGCGGCACUAUAUAA
Messenger RNA from Colletotrichum scovillei, 2778 nucleotides. RefSeq lists its product as uncharacterized. NCBI's taxonomy places the organism in Eukaryota, Fungi, Ascomycota, Sordariomycetes, Glomerellales, Glomerellaceae. Gene Ontology annotation, molecular function: catalytic activity. Gene Ontology annotation, biological process: nucleoside metabolic process. The transcript has 3 exons. Bases 1 to 2778 code for a protein of 925 amino acids. The record is from RefSeq and is a predicted model, not a curated record.